Molecule: messenger RNA, 366 nt
Organism: Brenthis ino (lesser marbled fritillary)
Lineage: Eukaryota; Metazoa; Arthropoda; Insecta; Lepidoptera; Nymphalidae
Source: the annotation of a GenBank genome assembly
AUGGCAGACGCAGCCGUCGAAAAGAAAGACGCCGUACCCGAGGAAGUUACCUCAACUGAAGCGACUAAAGAGUCGCCAGUUAAGAAGUCUCCCGCCAAAAAGGUUGCGGAGCCUGAAAGCAACGGCAAAGAGGAAAAUGGUAGCGGAGAUGCACCUGAGGAAACUCCCGCCGAAAACAGCGACGAAAACUGCGAGGACAGCAAUGAUGCUAUCGAAAACGGAGAUGCAACAGAAAAGAAAGAGGCAGUUGGUGUAAAGAGGAAAUCUGCAGCAACCGACAAUGGCGAUGCAGUAGAAAAGACCACACCUGAGAAGAAGGCGAAAGUAGCAGAUGAAGCUCCACCCGCCGAAGAAGAGGCAGCUGCC